Molecule: messenger RNA, 1266 nt
Organism: Perkinsus marinus ATCC 50983
Lineage: Eukaryota; Perkinsozoa; Perkinsida; Perkinsidae
Product: Autocrine motility factor receptor, putative
Exons: 11
Coding region: 1-1266 (421 amino acids)
Source: RefSeq, a predicted model, not a curated record
AUGUUUCAGCAACUUAUCGACUCGGGUCGUGGCUUUGUAGCUGACACUAUACUAUUCCUAGUCUUCUAUUCUCCUACCAUUAACGAUAGAGAGGUUAGUACGGUCCAGCUCGUGAGGUAUGUGUGCCUCGCUAUAUGCCUAAAGGUAUUCCAUCUAGUAGCACAAAUACGUGUUGGACAUAUCUUCGAGCUGGGCUUCACAAGCUUCUCCUCCCUGGUGCGACUAGCAGGGCUUAUUUUCCUAUGUGGUAUGCUUGAUAUGAUAGGGAUAUCAACCUUCUAUGGCCUUUCAAGUGCACACUCUUCCUUCUAUACUUGGUGCCUGUUCGAGGCAGUGACUAUGGGACUAACAGCAUUGACCACUGCGACUAAGUUCAUCAUCCAUCUCGUGGACAUGCGUUUAGAACAUGGUUGGACUAGUAAAACACAGUUCAUAUUCCAUGUGGAUCUGUGGGGAGAUGUCGGGCAGAUGACCACUUACCUGUGUUUUAUGAUGGUGUUUUUAUCGCAAAACCCAACAAGACUCCCGUUUUAUGCCCUAGCUGAUAUACUACAGAUAACCAGACAGUUGGUGUCUAGGUUGUACAGCCUUAGGAAAUAUAGAGCUAUUACUGCUAACAUGGAGGAGAGAUUCCCCAAUGCCACAGCAGAGGAGUUGGAGGCGCAAGACACGUGCAUCAUAUGUCGUGAUAAGCUAUGGGAGGGUAGUAAGAGGCUACCUUGUGGUCAUGUAUUCCAUAUUGAAUGCCUCAAGUCCUGGCUAGUUAUGCAGCAAGUGUGCCCCACAUGUCGAGCGGAGAUACCCACUACUAUGCCUCCUCGUGCCGCUGCUGCUGCCGCUGCUGAGGAUAGGAGGCAAGCUCCUCAAGGAGAUCAGCCCCAGGGUACUCAGCGGGAGGAGCCUGUCGCCGCUGCUGCUGCUCCUGUUGAAGAGUCUCAGAAGAAGAAUAGUAAAUCAGAAGGCUCCAAGGCUACUAGUUCGGCUGGUGAAGCACCGAAGGCAGGGCCAGCGACGAGUAGUGGGUCGAAGGAGCGAGACCCUACUCAACUACCUUCUGCUAGGACGGUUCAGUUACCGGGUGGUGGUACUGUCACCAUGACUCAUCUACCUAUCAAACCCCCUAGUGCUGCUGCAGCAGUCUCCUCUUCUAUGGAGGAUGGAUCAACCUUAUUGUCGGCAUUAGGAGUGGAGACAGCCUCUCAAUUGAAGGAGGCUAUCAAGCAUGCCGUGAACAUGGUCGAAUACUAUGAGAAGGAGAAGAAGUGA